AUGGAAGAAAAGCUCCAGGCGCAUCAGGUGGAGAUCGACCCGGAUUUCGAGCCGCAGAGCCGGCCCCGGUCCUGCACUUGGCCUCUCCCCCACCCCGACUUCGCGGCGGAGGAGGAGGAUGGGGGCGCGGCGGGAGGACCCCCGGCGCUGGCGGCCGGCGGCGGGGAGGGAGCCGAGAACGCGGCGGCCCCGGCGGAGCGCAGAGCCGCCGCCGCCGCCUCCCUGCCGCCUCCCGGUGCGGACGUCGGGCAGCUCCGCAAGGCCAAGACCUCCCGGAGGAACGCCUGGGGCAACCUUUCCUACGCCGACCUCAUCACUAAAGCCAUCGAGAGCUCGCCGGAGAAGCGCCUCACCCUCUCGCAGAUCUACGACUGGAUGGUGCGAUACGUCCCCUACUUUAAGGAUAAAGGAGACAGCAACAGCUCCGCCGGCUGGAAGAACUCCAUCCGGCACAACCUCUCCCUGCACACCCGCUUCAUCCGUGUGCAGAACGAGGGCACCGGCAAGAGCUCCUGGUGGAUGCUGAACCCUGAGGGCGGCAAGACAGGGAAGACGCCCCGCCGGCGGGCGGUCUCGAUGGACAACAACAGCAAGUUCCUGCGGAUCAAGGGGAAAGCCAGCAAGAAGAAGCAGCUGCAGGUAACGCAGGAGCGUGGGGAGGACAGCCCUUCCUCCCAGCAAGCCAAGUGGUCAGAGAGCCCCGCGUCCCACGCCAGCGAUGAGUAUGACGCCUGGGCGGACUUUAGGACGCGGGCCAACUCCACAGCCAGCACGCUGAGCGGGCGCCUCUCGCCCAUCAUGUCCAACCAUGAGCCGGAUGAGCUGGAGGAGGAUGAUGGUACCCCCUCCUCUCCGCUGAUGUACCCCAGCCCCUCCAGCACCAUGUCUCCUUCCCUCAACGCCCGCUGCUCCGUGGAGCUGCCCCGGCUGACUGACCUGACUGGCACCAUCAGCCUCAAUGAGAGCCUCGGGGAGAGCAUGCUGGAGGACCUGCAGGAUGGCUACACUAUGAGCCCUUCGCAGCAGCUCCCCCCAGCUGCCCUGCGGCAGCGGAGCUCCAGUUUCACCUUCAACUCCAAGUGCUCCACCAUGGGGGCUGCCACCAACACCUACUGCGGGACUAUCUACAGCCAGCCGGCCAUGAGCCUCAUGCGCCGCCUGCCCAUGCAGACCAUCCAGGAGAACAAGCAAGCCACCUUCUCGCCCGUCAGCUCCUACAGGAACGCCUCGCUGCAGGACCUGCUCUCCUCCAUCUCCUACGCGCACAAGGAGAGCAUGGUCCCGGGGGACCUGCCCCUGCCGCAGGCCAGCCCCAUGGUGCCGGCCCGUGGCCACAGACACAACCCGCUGCUGUGCGGGAGCGGGGAGCAGGGAUUGUCCUCCUACCCGUCCCACUCGGGCUCUCUCAUGAAGAGCAACGCUUUGUACCACCCAUCACCAGCCGGUCACCACCCUGCGGUCAACACCAGUGCCUUAGCUAAUCCUGUCAGCCUUAUGAGCUUGCCCAGUGACACGUGCAGCAUGACAGCCAUGCCGCACCAUGGGCAUCUGCAUUCCUACGCUAAUAACCAAGGGGCACACAUGAGCUUGCUGGAUUCGCUGCAGGGCCCCUACCCGGGGGCUGUCCACCCCCCCGUGUUGGGCCAAGACAGGUUCCCAGCAGACCUGGACCUGGACAUGUUCAAUGGGAGCCUGGAGUGCGAUGUGGAGUCGAUCAUCUUGAAUGACUUUAUGGACAGCGACGAGAUGGACUUCAACUUCGACUCGGCUCUCCCGCCGCAGAACGGGCUCAACGUGCCUGUGCUGCCCGGGGGUCCGCAGCCCACGAACCAGAGCUGGGUGCCCGGGUGA
Messenger RNA from Gavia stellata (red-throated loon), 1851 nucleotides. It is a transcript of the gene FOXO6, whose product is annotated as forkhead box O6. The coding region runs from base 1 to 1851 and encodes 616 amino acids. The transcript has 2 exons. The record is from RefSeq and is a predicted model, not a curated record. Gene Ontology annotation, biological process: regulation of transcription by RNA polymerase II. Gene Ontology annotation, molecular function: RNA polymerase II cis-regulatory region sequence-specific DNA binding; DNA-binding transcription factor activity, RNA polymerase II-specific. NCBI's taxonomy places the organism in Eukaryota, Metazoa, Chordata, Aves, Gaviiformes, Gaviidae. Gene Ontology annotation, cellular component: nucleus.